Melampsora larici-populina 98AG31 is the source of this 540-nucleotide messenger RNA. RefSeq lists its product as uncharacterized. The transcript has 3 exons. Lineage: Eukaryota; Fungi; Basidiomycota; Pucciniomycetes; Pucciniales; Melampsoraceae. The coding region runs from base 1 to 540 and encodes 179 amino acids. The record is from RefSeq and is a predicted model, not a curated record.
AUGUUAAAAGGCUUUUGCUUGAUUCCUAUAGCAGCAUCACUAUCUUCUGUCAUGUCAUCCUCCCAAGCCAGUGUUUGUCAUAAUUCCCGGCCUUCUCCAGCUAGGAAACAUCACAACUUGAUCACUUCUCCUGCGGACUCACGCCGUACCGUUCAACGCCAAGAUGACGACUCUCAAUCUGAGUCAUCGGUAUAUCAGCCAACUCCUACAACUAGUACAAAGCGCAAAUGCACCAAUUGCACCAAGGACAAGGCUUCUUCAGAGGAAGAAGCCUCACCACAGCCACCCCAAUGUUGCCGCAAAAUACCUCGCACAACCACCUCAGCUACAAAGAAGUGUUCCAAACGUUCUAAGCAGCCUACCAAACCAAGUGAUGGAGACGCAAACAUUCAGGCUCAGGGUGGUGUAAAGCUCACAAUCGACUUGGUUCAAGAUUCCGAAGAUGAGAACAAGAAGGUAGAGAAGAAGCCUGCAAAACCGCGUCUAUUCAAUCCUAUCCGCGAAUAUUUUGAACCUGUGAUCACCAUAAUUAAUUUUUAA